This is a messenger RNA of Penicillium canariense, 1455 nucleotides long. RefSeq names its product Zn(II)2Cys6 transcription factor domain-containing protein. The record is from RefSeq and is a predicted model, not a curated record. The coding region runs from base 1 to 1455 and encodes 484 amino acids. The transcript is spliced from 2 exons. Gene Ontology annotation, biological process: regulation of DNA-templated transcription. NCBI's taxonomy places the organism in Eukaryota, Fungi, Ascomycota, Eurotiomycetes, Eurotiales, Aspergillaceae. Gene Ontology annotation, molecular function: DNA-binding transcription factor activity, RNA polymerase II-specific; zinc ion binding.
AUGGUUGGGGUGCCUAACAGCAAGGGCUGUUUGCUCUGCCGAGAGCGACGCAUCAGGUGUGACCAGUCUUUGCCGCACUGUAUGCAAUGUCGCAGAUACGGUGCGUUAUGCCCUGGAUACAAGCGUCCUUGGCAAUUCCAGGAUGAGGGGCCCCGUCUUCAGAAACGGUAUCAAAAGAAAUUCCCAGUUGUCCGUCGUAGUGACGUCGAGCCCGACCCUGAGGCUGCCCACAAUAACGCAUCUGUACGAAAGCAAGUCUUGACGACAGUUUCGAUUGAUGAGCGUGUUUAUCCAUCUCUAGUUCAUCAAUCUUUCAUCAGCCAACAGCCACGGGUUUUCAAAGACUUCAUCUGCGCUUCCUUCCCCACCAUGUUCUUCCAUAAUGAAUUCCGUUUCGGGGAUGGCUUUACCUUCCCGGACUGGGUUCUGAAACACUUUGGUUCAAAGCCUUAUUACGAUGCAUCAGUCUCGUGUCUCUCAGCAGAAUACCUUGCCCAUCUCACCAAGGACCCCAGACUCCACCAAUUCAGCCGGCAAAAGUAUUCACAGGCUUUGGGGGGAAUCAGACAAGCACUAGGCUCGGAUGAGGCAUCCUCGGAUGCCCUGCUUAUUGCAGUUAUUCUUCUCUCUUUUUAUGAAAUGACGAUACGGACUACUCGUGAUGGUUGGGUAUAUCACUCAAGGGCAGUAAAGCAUCUAAUGCUGAAGCGUGGGAUGGAUCUCCAUCGGGCUGGGGCUGGGCGCGUCUGUCAUUUUGCCUACAGGCCCUUUCUUAUCGCUGCAGCGCUCCACGAAGGCGAGCCAUGCUUCCUAGGUGAGGAUAUCUGGCAGGACCUGGCAGCUAUCCUUCGAGUAGAAGACUCUCAGAAGCAGAGCGAAUGGUCGUUCUAUAUCAAUGUUUAUGAAGCGAUUUUCAUGGAGCUAGUGAAAUGUCCCGGAUACAUUCAAGAGGCACGAGAGAUCGCUUCUGUGACCUCUCCCAAGGCCGUGAUCCUAGCAAAACGGAUCCACAUCGCCUGUGGUCGGCUCCAGAUGCUGAAUAGCAAAUUACGAUCACUACUUGUGUCGGACAACCAACGGAAGCUAGGGAUCAUCUUCCAUCAUUUUAUCGGGCCGGCGCCCAACGCAUUUCCCGAAACAAGUCCGUCACUUCUUCUCAAUGCCUCUGUUAAUGCCCUCGGCAUCCUCGUACAACUCCUCAACCGAUUAACUCUGCCUGCUUAUGUCGAGGAAGAACCUCCAUGCUCCAGUUAUGGGACGCUAUCACCAUCGUCGACUCGACAGAGUGUCAGCACACCACCUAAUGGUAGCGGUCCAUUUCUUGAUUUCCGUCUCGUUUGCGAGCUUGGCGAGGGUAUUGACAAAGGUGACCCGCGCGCCUUUACCUGGCUCGACCGGGUCGCCGGGUCGAUGGGGCUCCUGGGAGCAAAAGCUAUCUAUGAAGGUGCAGUUUAG